AUAUAUUUUCCAUCCAUCUAUCUCUAUUUGUCCGUCUAUCUUUUUAUUCAUCCUUUCCCCGUUUGUUUAUUUGUUUCGUCAUUCGUUCAUCCAUUCCUACAUUCAAACAUUCACUCAAAUUUUUAUUUAAAAGUUUGCACACGCAGAUAAGUCAGGUUCUCAUUAUGAUUCUUCCUUCUUUAUAAUUUCUAGCUAAAUAUAACAUCUCUGAAGAUAUAUCAUUUAUUUACUUACUUAUUUAUGAACCAUUCAUGAUAUAAAUAUCGUUAAUAAUAUUAACAAAUGGUAAUUAUGACGAAUAGUGAUAGUAAUAAUUUGAUUAGCGCAAGUUUUAUUUUUUAAAGUAUAUAUUUUAACAGGUAUUAAUGUUAGUUAUCCUCAGUUAAUGAAUUAUUGUUAUUUAAAAUUGUAUUAUAAAUGUUGAUUUUAUGAUGGCAAAGAAUUUCUAUAUAACUAAAGUAUAACCUUAAUUAGUCGUUAGUUUGAUUUCGGUCCGAAAAUUUUUGCUCUAAAAUUUAUUUUGAAAUUACUUGAGAACAAAUAUUACGUCGAAGCGUUCUACCGAAACCUUUGAUUCCUUACAAAUAUUCGAACAUGGCCGAGGGCGGUAAAACUUAUCUCUACCCAAGAAAUAAACGAGACGACGAUGACAACGACAGCAGCAGAAACAACCAACUACCGAAAUCUUGGUCGCCACCAUCAACGACAACCACAACUGACGUACAUUAUUCGACGUUGCUAGCUGAGAUGGAGCCAUACUUCCACCGAGAGAACACCGAAGAUUUCUCAUACGCCGAUUUGGAUUGCAUUCCCGCCUUUCUACUCGAGCGAGCGCACGAAGUUAUCAACCUACAUCUCGAAUACAACUUGCUGAACCAGCUGUCCACAGAGUUAGGAACGUUCAAAAAUCUCGUUCAUCUGGACGUGAGCAACAAUAGGAUCAGCAAAAUUUCAGACGAGAUAUGCAAACUGAACUACCUAAGAUCAUUCAUCUGUCGGAAUAAUAAUCUAAAAGUAGAAUCCAUCCCGAAAGAUUUUGGUCUGAUGAAGUCGUUGAUGUUGUUGAAUGUUAGUGGCAACAGUUUCAACGAGGUUCCCGUACAGUUCACUGAAAUUUCUACCUUGAGAAGUUUAUACCUGGGAGCUAAUUUGAUCGUCAAUGUCCCGAAAGAGAUAGGAGAUCUUAAAAGACUGGAGAUCUUAUACUUGGGUGGUAAUCGUUUGAAGAGCAUUCCAGCCGAGGUUGGCAGUAUGAACUCCUUAGUUUCCUUAGUACUCUCAGACAACCAACUCGCACAGCUGCCCAAUUCGCUCGCCAGAUUGAAAAAUUUACAAUCUUUGUCUCUUCACAAUAAUCGCCUGUCGACCCUGCCUCCAGAACUCAUCCACCUGAACCUGAUUGAACUUAGCCUUCGGAACAACCCGCUCGUCGUCAGGUUCGUACAGGACCUCACGUACGAGCCGCCAUCCUUGAAGGAACUUUCUGGAAGGAUUAUAAAGAUUAAAAACAUUUCGUAUGGAAGGUUUGAUCUGCCGGCCAAUCUCAUUGAUUACCUCAAUUCCGGCAGUCAGUGCGUUAAUCCCAAGUGUAAAGGAGUUUACUUUUCCUCGUGCAUAGAACAUAUCAAAUUUGUGGACUUUUGCGGUAAAUAUCGCUUGCCAUUGCUACAAUAUCUGUGCUCUCCAAAAUGCACCAGCACGCCAUUGGUUCCGUAUUCGAGUGAGGAGAGCGAUGAUUCGACGGACGAAGAUGCUCUGAAACUACUUCCUGUUGUCUCAAAGAAGAUCCAGAAAGUUCUUCUUGGUUGAUGGUGUGUUUGUUGGGGCUGUAUAUGCGAACACGCAUACAACACACACACACAUCCUCACGCACACCAGUAUAUAUAAACAUACAAGCAAAACACGCAUAUUAGUCAUAUUGUGUUAAUUUGUUAAGAAAGGGAAAAUAGUGAUUCGAAAUAUUACAUUUGGCACUGUAAGAGUUUGCGACAUAAACAUUGAUAGAUUUAUUUGUUGAAAGACGUUAUGCUUUUUAUUUUGGCUGGCGUUUCAAUUCAUACAACUAUCAAUAAAUCAUCGAUACAAGAUUUCGGCACCCACACACACAUACACAUUCACACAUUGUUAAUAUGAAAUAAUAAUAAUAAUAUUAAUAGAAAAUUAUUUUAUAAUUGGAUUUAAAUUUUGAAAAAUGGAAGUAUGUUUUGCUGAUAUAAAUAUUAAAGAGUUAUUAAACAAU
Molecule: messenger RNA, 2239 nt
Organism: Helobdella robusta
Lineage: Eukaryota; Metazoa; Annelida; Clitellata; Rhynchobdellida; Glossiphoniidae
Exons: 5
Coding region: 595-1809 (404 amino acids)
Molecular function (GO): protein binding
Source: RefSeq, a predicted model, not a curated record